CUAGCAAGCCCCGCCCCACCGCGCACCGACCCAGCGCGCGCGCAUCCCCCACGUACGUAUACACCUCGCUCGGCUCACCUCUCUCCUCCGCCACCUCCUCCGCAACAACCACGCCCGCGCUCAUACCCGCCUGCCUCGUCCUCGCGCCGCGCACAUACCUCGCCCGGCCUCUUCGCUUUCUGCGCCUUUCGCCGCCGCCGCGCUUCUUCUCCCGCGCUCCAGCCUGUCGUCCCCGCGCCGGACCACUGCUGCCCCUCGCCGGAACACCGCGUGCGCUGACGGACACUGCCACCGUGACCGCAACCACAACUCACGGCCACACAUACGCCUGCCACCAACGCACUCAACACACACACACACACCCCACAAUGGCAUCCUCAGUAGCCUCGAAACGGCUCUUCCACGAGUACAAAGCGCUGACGUCGGACCCGCCCGAGGGCAUUACGGCGGGCCCGGUGACAGAGGACGACAUGUUUGUGUGGGAAGCGCUGAUCCAGGGCCCGGAGGGGACGCCGUUCGAAGGCGGCGUGUUCCCGGCUGAGCUCAAGUUCCCCAAGGACUAUCCCCUUGCGCCGCCGACGAUGCGCUUUACGUGCGAGGUCUGGCAUCCGAAUGUCUACCCCAACGGCACCGUCUGCAUCAGCAUCCUGCACCCGCCCGGCGACGACCCGAACCACUACGAGCACGCGUCGGAGCGGUGGUCGCCCAUCCAGUCGGUCGAGAAGAUCCUCAUCUCGGUCAUGAGCAUGCUCGCCGAGCCGAAUGACGAGAGCCCGGCUAAUGUCGAUGCCGCCCGCAUGUGGCGCGAGCGGAGGGCCGAGUAUGAGAGCGUGGUUCAGGGCGUUGUGAGGAGGGGGCUGGGUUUGUAGGGGGUUGGGGUUGCAUGGGUGGGCCUGUUGACGGUUGCAAGCUUCAUGGGCGAGAGCGAGAGCGCGCGUCUGGCCCAACGAAGGCCGUGAGUCGCGGCUGGCGUUGUCCAGCGCUUCUGGUGGCGUUUUUACAGAAUCCAGAAGUCCUAGGUGUCGGCUGCACGCCUGCUUCUGCAUCUCCUCAUCCGCCCUCAGUAUGUACGUACCGCCGCAGCCCAGCAGCCUACUUACUCUUAAAGCCUUACAUACUACAUACAUGCGCUUGCGAGCGCGCGAGCGCUUGCAUGCAUCCAACACAUUCCACACACCCACACGCACACACACAUGCAUGCACGCACGCACGUACGCAUAGAUUCGUAGAGCACACCGCCGUUAUAGACAGAAGGGUUAGAGCGCACUGCGCUCGUACAUACAUACAUACAUACAUACAAACAUACAUACAUACGCGCG
Messenger RNA from Aplosporella prunicola CBS 121167, 1319 nucleotides. RefSeq lists its product as uncharacterized. Bases 369 to 869 code for a protein of 166 amino acids. NCBI's taxonomy places the organism in Eukaryota, Fungi, Ascomycota, Dothideomycetes, Botryosphaeriales, Aplosporellaceae. The transcript has 2 exons. The record is from RefSeq and is a predicted model, not a curated record. Gene Ontology annotation, cellular component: endoplasmic reticulum; cytosol.